UAUAAGAGUCAAUAUACAGUCCAAAUCUUAUUGCUCUUCUUCCAUCUCCUCACAAAAACAAGCUACAAAACCUGUUUCUUUCAGAAAAUGGAAUCUCUUAUGCUUCUUGGUUUUGCAGGAAUUCUUAGAGAUGCACUCAAAGUCUUCUGCAAGAAUGGAAGAAUCAUGGCUUCUGUUGCCCUUUUCACCCUCCUCACCAAAUCUAUUCUGUACUUAUCAAUUACCUUCUCCACCAAACCAUUGAUCACAGACUUACUCGUCGAGAGAAACCUCCUGCAUGUUACCACUCCUAACACCCCAGAAUUCACCAAUAUUCUCGCCCACAUAAGGAAAGAUUUCAAAAUCUUUUAUGGGUUGGAAUGCAUUUAUGUUAUCCUUGAUGCAGUCACCUUCUUACUUUCAGCAACAGCAACAAUCCUCGCCGCGGCUAUUAUCCAUGGCGGAAAGGAUGACUUAUCCUUGAAGAACUUGCUGUUGAGAACAACAAGAUCGUGGAAAAGGCCACUUGUUACUUCCAUAUACACAACUCUUUUUGGUCUGGUUUAUCUCUUUCUUUAUGCCGCAAUUCUUUUCGGCAUAACAAGAAUAAUCAAAACGCUGAUCAUCUCACCUGUUACUGUCUUUUUUCUUGGUGUUGCUUCCGUUUUUCUUUCUGUUUCUGGCAUAGUUUUCUUUGUAUACCUAUCUGCUAUUUGGACUUUAGCAAUUGUUGUUUCUGCUGUGGAAGAAAUAAGAGGAAUUGAAGCAGUGAUCAAGGCCACAGAGAUUUCUAAAGGCAUGAACCUACAGGGAAUUUCAUUGAAGCUCCUAUUCAUUAUAUCAAGCUGUCUGCUGUCAGGGAUCCUUAUGAUGCUUAAGGAUCCAUCACUAACACUUCAUAGAAUUGUAGCUUUGGUUAUAAUAAAUUCUCAUGGCCUGCUAUGGAUGUACUUGUUUGCAGCAUUUACUGUGUUCUACUACAGAUGCAAGAAAACACAUGGAGAAAGGGUUGAAUUGGAAGAAAUUCUAGACGAUGGAUAUAGUAAGAUACCCACCACCACCGUCACCACCACCACAGCUCUAGUUGUUGGCGAUGAUAUACCAUGAUCCAUAGAUAGGGUAUAUACUAUAUAGUUGCAGAAGUCCUGAGCUAUGAAAAUAAACUUCCCGAAAGCUAUAUCAGACUUGCAAAGUGUAUCAAAUGCUUGUUCUAAAAUCUCUAUUUAUUAUUCCUCAUUAAAUUCACAGUAGCUUUAUAUCCCCAUGCUGCAGCCUUAUAAAUAUUGAAGAAAUUAUAAAUAAACUUAGUGUUCUUUUU
This is a messenger RNA of Ricinus communis (castor bean), 1297 nucleotides long. RefSeq lists its product as uncharacterized. Bases 88 to 1086 code for a protein of 332 amino acids. The transcript has a single exon. The record is from RefSeq and is a predicted model, not a curated record. Lineage: Eukaryota; Viridiplantae; Streptophyta; Magnoliopsida; Malpighiales; Euphorbiaceae.